Messenger RNA from Chara braunii, 3590 nucleotides. The record is from the annotation of a GenBank genome assembly. Lineage: Eukaryota; Viridiplantae; Streptophyta; Charophyceae; Charales; Characeae.
UGGCAUCCCGCCACGCAUUUGUGCGGCACGGGGCUCCACGUGGUCUUGCGCGCGGUGGGGGAUUGGUGUGCGCGUGCGCCCAGGCGCUCGGUCGGAACAUCGGGAUUGGAAAAUCGAAGGACAACUGUGCGAAGCCCCAGCCAGUGAAACUCAACCGUCUGGUUCGGUUCUGCUUCCGACGAGUACCAGAUGCAUAUGGAAGAAAGAGCGUGAUGAAGGCGGGGUUUCCCGAAGCCCAUCGCGGAGGAGUGAAGGGACUGCGAACGAACGAGUGCUGGAAAAAGCUGGGAGGUUGCGUGGCAGCCUGGCAGGGGAGCCAUUGACCAGAGGAGUGGGGGAGGAGGGAAGAUGGCGUACAGACCAUCAUAUAGUCCCUCUCAGUCAUGGUACCCACCCUCUUCAUAUCCAGGGGGGUCCAAUCCACUUCUUCGGCCGCCUGCUGGUCCAAUUCAUGACAACGUACCAUCACCUUCAAGAGGAACUGCACAGCGAGCAGUUUCAUAUGCAGAGCUAAAAGAAAGGAGUCUCGAGGAGUUAAAAAACUUGAUGAACGAUGAGGAGGCAUAUGAUGCAUUCCUGCACAGCCUGGACAAGGUCCGGGAUAUUGACAGGGCUCGAGAGGAGUUGCGGAAGCAGAGUGUAGAGUUGGCACGGAAGAACUUGGCUCGCGAGCCGGAAAUUGCUGAGCUUCACAACCAGUGUGCGAUUAUAAGAUCGACUGAGCUUGCCCCAUCUCAAGAGAAGCUGGACGAGCUUCUGAGGCGCGAGAAAAAGAUAAGAGGGCGUUUCUCUCCAGAGGUGCUGCUCCAGAAACUUGAAGAUGCCAAGGAGAAGGUAGACGAGGAGUCAGAGUUGUUGCACAAACAGAUGCUUGCAGGGGAGAUGGAGGUCACAGAAUUUAUCAGCAAGUAUCGAAAGCUGAGGGCAUUGUAUCAUACUCGGGCUCUAACGUAUCUAGCGGCAAAGACGAACCCUGGAUAGCAUUUGGCAUGGAGUUUCUUGCGGAAGAAAUACUUUGUGGCGUUUGCGCUGCGGCUGGUGAUGUCAGUUGGCCUGCCUCACAUGCCUUAGUGGAGGGCGGACUCUUUGGGUGUUCCCACGACUGGCCUCUGUGGGAGCCAGUGCCGGUUGAUGUUUAAUACCGAGCAUUGCUGUUGUGUUGUAACGGUAGGAGUUUGCCCACUUUUUUUUGAACCAUUGUAAAAACAUUUUGAAAGAAAAGAUUGCGUGGAAGGGGAGACACAAUAUUUCUGUGUGUGUGUGUGUGUGUGUGUGUGUGUGUGUGUGUGUGUGUGUGUGUGUGUGAGAGAGAGAGAGAGAGAGAGAGAGAGAGAGAGAGAGAGAGAGAGAGAGUUGCCUUGAGCGUCUUCUUCUGUGUAUAGGUGUGCGAUGCAUGAGCAUCAGAUUGAGGAAGUAGUGGUGCAUGAUGCACAUUACCUAAAGUUGAUAUUCUUAUUUUUAUAAUCAGCAAUUUGUUGUAAAUCGACGAGGAGGAUAAGAGAUUGGAUUACCCGAGCAUUGUGCUGGACGAUGAAGGUGGUGAUGUAUUCUUAAGUCUAUCCCAGUUUGUGAAUGCUGGCAGAUGUGUGUAACUCGUUUUUGCUCUAGCACUGUGUGUGUGUGUGUGUGUGUGUGUGUGUGUGUGUGUGUGUGUGUGGUCGACGGUGUGUGCCAGGUUCUCGAGGUGGAGUUUGUGUGAUACAUUGGGUAAAACCUCUGCAGAGGAAGGGAGCUAAAACUCAAUAGAUGUCUGUCUACUCUAUGUCAGAUAGGCUGUUCUGUGAAGGAAGAGGUAUAACUCAAACUAAGAUGUCUUUGUACUCUGUUCUCUGGUAGGCAGUCGUCACGACUGCUUGGUAUGCAGGAUUACAUUUGCGAUUCAAAACUCCUUGGUGGAGUUGUAGGUGUUGUAGAUCUUUGUGACGUCUGGGCAUCCUCCCGUUGCCCAAACGGUGUAGUGAUGCCGUAUUCUGAAUCCUCUAUUGUCUGUGUCCUGGAAGAUUACGAUCGGCACUAGGUGUGUGAGAUCGCGCACUGGGAUGUAUUUGCUGUUAUAGCGAAGCGUUUCUUACAUCAGUUUGACCGCUUGGAUGCAUUACUGCUGUUUACUUGGAAGUGUUUCUUCGAAAGCACUUGGAUCCUUCUGUCACUUGAUGUCUGCGACCGUUUCUCAGCUAGUCGAUGUGUUCAUGCCAAAAAUGGAAGUGUGCUAUGAGCUGUGUGAUGGAAACGAGUGAUGAGGUAGGCCCUCCCAUCGCUGCCCGGGCGGCGUAGGCGGGCCACGUCCCGCACAAGGUCCACAAGGUCCAGGGGAAGGCCUUGGGCAAGGUCUCGGAUGCAAAACAAUCGAAAGUAUUGUGUGCGAGAACAUUUGACUGAUGGUCCUCAUUGAGUAAGCGAAAAUGAACAAAUAAUACUAAAUGAGAAGAAUGAAUGAUAUCACAGCCCUUUAGAGCCCCCUUUUAUGUCUCAUUACAACCUGUUUAUACUCUGCAGACCCCCGAAAGGUGAGACAGCUCCGAAUUUGAAGGGCAGCAGGAAGAAGUGAAACAGCUGAAAGUGGAUGGCGUUGGUUGUUGCUGCAACGGGCGGUUCAGGACUGGGAAUGCUGCUUUCUUUUCGCAAAGAUCCUCCCUAAGUUUCCCUGCCGAAGGCUUUCUCGACUGUUUGCCGUUUCGCUGCCCCUUUUGGUCGUUCCCGCUAAUCGGGAUUCUGCUGUUGAUGGGGAGACAGGACCAAAGAAGCGUGCAGUGUACUUACCGAUGGGUCCGUCACGGAUUGGCAUGUCAUGGAGAUGGAUGUUGGGUAUGUGUCAUCGUGCCCAGGCUGUGUUGAGUUUAGUCUGCAUUUAGUCUGCAUUGUUGUAUGUAUGAUAGGUCAUUCAUGGAUUGGUAUGUCGAUGGAGAUUGAUUGCUGGCCAAUGGCCUCAUUUUACGCAUCUGUUUUGGGUACGUGUCGUUGCGCGCUUGGGCUGAACGGGUCAUCGCGCUUGGGCUGUGUCAAGUUUUAGAGAACUUCACGCUGCAUUUUGUUUGUUGUGGAGGAGGGGAGAUGAUGGGCCUCGACUCUAAAGCAUGCUGCUUACGUUUUGUUUGUUGGUCAUUCAGUGAUGGUCAUGUGAUGGGGAGACUUCUUUCUUGAAGACCUAAGUUUGUGUGUGAUUUUGUGUAAAACAUUGCCCAUAGCAUAGGCCGUGUUGCGUUUAGAUUCCGUUGCGUUUGGACUGCAUUCCGUUUGGGAACUUCUGUGUCUGUUCUGCUGCGAGUGUGUGAGGCUGUCUGGUAUUUGUCUUAGUGCAGCCAGGUCUGUUGCGGAUUUUAGUGCUUUUGAUUGGAUGAGCUGCAGUAUUAGUGUACAGUACAGUAGUCAAACUAUGAAUUGUCGGUCGUGCUGAGGAUUGUAAAUUGGGCUAUACAAAGGUGCAUUGCAUGUACAAACAACGUAAUUGGAAAUGUGGAAAGAAGUCCCCUGUCGAAUCGGCUCUGUCUCUGUUCGGUGUGGAACCGGCAUUUGAAUUCGAGUGUAGCUGCGGUGUAAGCUCUGCUCUGUCACUGGGACUCCAUAGCAAUAUGUUGAUGUUGCCAAACCGC